Naegleria lovaniensis is the source of this 1149-nucleotide messenger RNA. RefSeq lists its product as uncharacterized. The transcript has a single exon. Bases 1 to 1149 code for a protein of 382 amino acids. The record is from RefSeq and is a predicted model, not a curated record. Lineage: Eukaryota; Heterolobosea; Eutetramitea; Acrasida; Naegleriidae.
AUGGCUACGCACGAUAUUUCAAAGAAGAGUGGUAUCAGAUACGAAUGGAGUUGUGUUUCAAUGGUUUCUUUAUUCCUCAACCCAGUGCAAUUCAUUUCUGAACAAUUCUUUUUGGAUCAUGAACAAGUUGUUUCUUUAAAGAAAAAAAUGCAAAAUCAAGUCAAGGAGAUUUUUGAACGACAUUAUGGAAUUGAAUUGGGCCAAAAUGAUUUGGAAAUCAUUAAUGAAUCUAGGAAUUUUAUUUAUCGUGUUUGCAAUCUGGAUGUUACUGAUAUAAGCGAGAGCUCGGUCAUUGUGAAAAUUGUCAAUUCCGAUCAGGAAAAUCCAUUGGGAAAUGUAGAAUACAAUGCCUAUGAUUGGCUUUCUUCCGAGGAUGAUACUUUUAACAUUCCAAAAUGUUUUUUAAAGGGAAUGCUUUCAAAAGAUUGUUACUAUUAUUUAAUAUUGGAAGAUAUAAAAGGAAGGACGUUAUUGGAAUUGAUGGAUGAAUUGGUAAAGGAUGAAAUAUUUUGUUGUCAAGCCAUGUCGCAAAUUGUUAAUUUCAUAAAGAAAUGUUCCUUAAAGAGUGUGAAAGAUCGAAGAUUUGGUCCUCUGGAUCAUGACAUGAGAGGAAGAUAUCAAAAUUAUCAAGAAUUUAUUUCCUCUUGUUUACAAGAACAGAAUCGAUUGUUAAAUGGAUGUCCAACACAUAAUUCUCAAGACAUUUAUGUAAACAAAAGAACGGAAUUACUUCUACCUUAUUUGGAAGAUCUCACCAAUUUUUUUAUGAAAAAUCCUCUCCUGAAUGAAACUAAUCCUCACCUAGUACCAAUAGAUUUUAAUCCAGCAAAUUUCAUUUGGUGCCAAGAGAGCUCUUUAUUGGUCGUGAUUGAUUUGGAAGUUUUUGUUGGAGCAGAUGAAAUGUUUGCAUUGGGAUGUGUGAUGGCUAAUUGGUACCACAUGCCAGCAUUUAAGGUUUUUGAAAAAUGUUGGGGAGAAAUAACGGAUUUAAAACGAGCUUGUGCAUUUGCUUUGCUGAGGUGUUUAAAUAUCAUGAUUCAUUUGGCUAUCAAUACAAAUUUGAAUUUGACAGAUGUGACACCUUUUGGGAAUACCACACCAUUCAUCCAAUUGAUGGAAAUAUUUCGAGGAAAACUUAAAGACUUGUAA